Molecule: messenger RNA, 2535 nt
Organism: Nematocida homosporus
Lineage: Eukaryota; Fungi; Microsporidia
Product: importin subunit beta-1
Exons: 1
Coding region: 1-2535 (844 amino acids)
Biological process (GO): protein import into nucleus
Cellular component (GO): nucleus; cytoplasm
Molecular function (GO): nuclear import signal receptor activity
Source: RefSeq, a predicted model, not a curated record
AUGCGGGAUGAGUUACUUAAGGCGUUGUUUAGUCUGCAAUCGGCUGAUAAUACACAAAGAAAAACUGCCGAGUCUUUUAUUUGGGAAUUAGCUGAAAAUCGUUUUGGCGACCUUUUAUCAGAGUUAUUUGUUCUUUUAACCGAUCCAAGACAGGCAGCAGGCGUUGCUUUAACUGCUGGAAUGGUUUUGAAGAUCUUCUUUAUCUGGGAAUCGGCUGAAAAACGAGCUGAAGUUGAAAGUCGUUGGGUGCAACUAAAAGAAAGUCUUCGUAAAGACUUAAGAGCUAAAUUACUAGCCGGUUUAGAUACUUGUCCAGAUAGGGCAGGAGAUGUUUUAGCUUUAUGUUUAGCUGCAGUAGCUCGUAUAGAAGUAGUUAGUGGUCGUUGGCCAGAAGUAUUUAAUGAUUUAGUCAGUCGAGCUCGGCCUGAUUCGCCUGGACAAAGGAAUACAGUUGCUACUAUUGGAGCUUUAUGUGCUGAUACGACUGGAAUGGAUCGAAUGGUUAUUUUAGAGGCUUCUGGUUCAAUUUUAACGGCUAUUACUAUGGCUACUCAUUCUAGUGAUAAUCGGGUCUUACUGACGGCUUAUAAGGCCUUAGAGAGUUCUUUAGCCUUUAUUGCUUAUAAUAUAAGUAUUCCUGGUGAGUGUCGGAUGAUUAUGGAGACUUUAUUUACUGGUUGUGCCCAAAAUGAUGAUGAAGUAGCUGCAGCAGCUAUGAAGUGUUUUGUUUCUGGUUUACAGUUAUAUCCUGAGCAAUUAAUGCCGGCAGCUCAGGCGGCUUUUUCCGAUGCAGCUUUGAGUUUUCUCAGUAGUGGAGUAGAGAGUAAGGUUUUAGCCGGGAUAGAUUUAUGGGCUGUUAUUACUGAGAUAGAAAUGGACUCAGAGAUUUACUUAGUAUCAGCUGCCUUCCCGGAUUUACUUGGGGCUCUUCUGAACCUUCUACCUCGAGAAGAUCCAGAUGAAGUCGAAUGGACUCCCCGAGCGGCUGCUGCUUGGUUAAUGGCUCAAGUAGCUGCAGCUGCUCCUGAUCGAGUGAAAGGCGACUUAGUAGGACCUAAAGGUAGAAUGCCAGUUAUUGAAGCAGUCAGGAUGUUCUUACAAUCUUCUGAUCCGGAAGAGUCAGAAGCCGGUCUAGUAGCUUUAGGAGGUCUUCUUAAUGAAGAGACGGGUCAGGACUUAUCUGUUUUAGUUAAUGUAGCUUUAGUUGUUGUUUUUAGGGCUUUAAAUGAUGAACGGCCUAAUGUAAUAGAUCGUGGUCUUUGGGUUUUACCUCGUUUAUUUAAGUAUGCUUUACCGGCUAUGUACGGUAGUAGUCGGAGUCGGGAAGUUUUAGAUGCAGUUUGGGUAAUUAUUGAUCGCCGUCCGGAAUGUGCUGUAGAUGCUGCUUGGGCUUUAUCUGAUAUUUUUGGAGCAGUAGUAGGUACAGAUACUCAGUAUGCUGAUGAUUCUAUUUACAAUCGGUAUGCGAGUUUACUAGGUGAAUUAUGGCAGCGAAUGUUUAUAGGAGUCGGUGGUGGAGUUGAGUACGGCUUACAAGUAGCUUUAGGUUCGGCUACCUGUGAAUUACUAAGGGGUGGGAAGGCUCAACACCGGAAUGAGUUAGUAGAGGCGGCUAGACAGGCUAUUGUGCAGGCCCGGAAUGAGUUAGGGAGUACUCAGCCCCGGGAAGUGAGUGUUUCUUGUGCCUUAAGUAUCUUACAGGUAGUGGCUAGUACGAGUCCAGGGGUAGUAAGUCCAGAGGAGGCGGUAGGAGUUUGUCUUCAAGUUCUGAUGCGGGAAGGUUGGUCUGACUUGUAUACGGAUGCUUACUUAGUCUUAGCGGCUGUAGCUGAUAGUACUGGGGCUGAAUUUGCUGGGUUUAUGGAAGGUUUAGUAGGAAUUGUUGUUCGAGACUUACAUGGACUAGUAAGUGGAGGUGGUUCUGGAUUUGCUGCUUAUUCGGCUAGUUUAGUGACUUUUAUCGGGGCGGCUGCGGCUGCUUCUUCUUUAGGUUUUACUUCUUAUGUUAAUGCGAUUGUUCCGGCUUUGAUUAAGGCUGUUUUAUCACCGGGAUUACCAAGGGAAGCACGAGUAGUAGCUGUAUCUAGUUUUGCUGAUAUAGCUUUAGCAGUAGGUAAGGCUUUUGAUAGGUAUAUUGAAGCAAUGGUGCAGUUAGGGGCCUCAGCAGUAGGUAUUAGUGGUGAAGAUCCGGGGUUUAUGUUAAUGUUACGUGAGGCUUUAUUGGAUUUACUAUCAUGUAUGGUACAGGCUUCGGAUGGGAAGAGUAGUGCCUUAGAGGAGAAUAUUGGGGUUGUUUUAGAGAUAAUUAAGCGAAUUGUUACGGAAACGACUGAUGCAGCUUGUGUAGUUAAAUCACUUUAUUUGAUAUCUGAUUUAUGGAUGUUAUAUGGGAGUAAAAGUUCACGGGCGCAGCACUUACUUGAUGCCCAUUGGAUCUUGGAGUUAGUUACGGCUAAGGCUCAAUCUUCUAUUAAGGAAGUACGUGAAGCAGCUUGUACUACUCGUUUACAGAUAAGUUCAAUCCAUGCCGAGUAA